Molecule: messenger RNA, 1343 nt
Organism: Olea europaea var. sylvestris
Lineage: Eukaryota; Viridiplantae; Streptophyta; Magnoliopsida; Lamiales; Oleaceae
Product: transcription factor bHLH36-like
Exons: 3
Coding region: 137-832 (231 amino acids)
Biological process (GO): regulation of transcription by RNA polymerase II
Cellular component (GO): RNA polymerase II transcription regulator complex
Molecular function (GO): DNA-binding transcription factor activity, RNA polymerase II-specific; protein dimerization activity; RNA polymerase II transcription regulatory region sequence-specific DNA binding
Source: RefSeq, a predicted model, not a curated record
UCCAGAUUGCUUUGUGUAUAUCAUUGCAAGAAUCUGUAGUUUUUAAUACCCAUUUAAGAUCUCAAACCUUGAAAAGCAUAUCCUCUUCCAUAUCCAUUCACAUUCAAUAAUACUAUACAAAAAUUUUUGUUUAAAGAUGGAUGAUUUCUGUUCAUUAUUUCCUUUACAGCAACAAGAUGGAUUUUUGCCUAAAAGUACAAGUUUUUCUACUACGAUCCUGGAAUUCACAAUCCCACAAAAUCAAGUAACUGAUCAUUCUCCCUUAAACAUUAAUAAUAAGGGAAAAAAGCAGCAGAAAGCGUCAACAUCGAUGGAAAAUAGUAACCUGCAGAAAAAAAUCGUGCACAGAGAUUUUGAAAGGCAAAGGAGGCAAGAAAUGGCCAAGCUUUAUGAGUCUUUGCGUUCAGUAAUUCCUCAUGAACUUCUCAAGGGUAAGCGUUCAAUAUCUGAUCAUAUUCAUGAGGCUGCUAACUAUGUAAAAUACCUUCAGAAUAAUAGUAGAGAAUUGGAAUUCAAGAGGGAUAAACUCAAGAACUUGGUCCCCUCGAAUGAUCCGGACUUCAAAAAUGGAAAAUUUUCUGUCACGGUCAAAUCAUGUGCUGUUCAUAUUGAAGUUUUGAUCAGUGGUGAAUUCACAGCAGAAGGGCUUCCCCUAUCAAGGGUUCUUGAAAUACUGCUUGAAGAAGGCCUUAAUAUCAUUAAUUGUUUUUGCACCAGAAUUGAUGGAAAAUUAUAUUACACGAUCCAUUCUGAGGUCGUUCCCACUGUCAAUCUUCAUAUGCUGCAACAAAAACUGAGUUACAUGAUUAGCACUCAGAUAAAUUUCAAGUGAUUUACUCUUUUUGGAAGAUUUCAUAUGAACUACAGAAUCAAAGCUGCAGGCCUUCCAAAACUUCGUUUCAGUGUGAAAUGUUUCUUGGAUGUGUUUAUCGAAUACUUCUUGAUAUUGCCAGGUAUUGUAAAGAUGAUGCAAUUGAGGCUUCUAGCAAUAGAAGGGUUUUUAUUUUCUUGCUUAAUUCUAAAUCUUUAUUUAUUUUUUAAUCAUUUUAUUAGUCUUUAGUUUUCCGCUUAUAUGCUGCUAUUGGUUUUGGCUGUUUAUAGUAUUAAGUAAAAUCUUCCUGCAAAAUCAGCAAAAACGCCAACGCUAACUAUAAUGAAGCGGCUGAAGAUCUAGUCACGCGACAGGGCUGCACUUUGCCAAAUCAAAUGAACUCCGUGUUUCCGUUGUUGAAUGUGAUUCGUUUAAGGCGAUUUAGUCCGUAACAUCUGAAUUAGUUUUGUAUCUUAUGCUCUUGUAGCUUUAUUAGAGGAAGUAAAAUGUGUUUCGAGUCACUUUUUAUCGA